CCUGAUUCAAGAUUGCAUUCUUCAAGAUGAGCUCGCUAUAUCGUUCUGCAAUCAGUGCCCGAAUAGCAAAGUUACCGCAGCUACCACCAAGCGACGAGGAUGAUGAUGAUGAACAAUCUGAGCUUGCUGAUGAAAUCGGCGAACUCUCGACUGGCAUGGGCCCACCCCCACUACCACGGCCAAGUACAUCUACCCGGAAGCCUAAGCCGCCAAAUCCUCAUUUUGAGCCCUUGAGUUCUGCUUCAUACUUUUCACAGGCAUUGCAGGUAUCACUCCCCACCCGAGCCCUCGACGUUCGGGUAUACUACACUCCCCCGAAGUACGACGGUGGAGGUGUCAUUGUAUUACACCACGGUGCAGGAUAUGCCGGUACAAGUUUUGCAUGUCUCGCGAAAGAGAUCAGUGAGGUCAUGAGAGAUAACGUCGGUGUCCUAGCCUUUGAUGCGAGGAGGCAUGGAAAGACAACAUCAUCUCAGUCUGAUGAAGACUUAUCAAUUAAUGUCCUUGUGGAGGAUUUUUGUUCUCUGCUGCAAACGAUUUACCCCGACGUAGCAGCAGCUCCAACUCUAAUGCUUGUUGGACACAGCAUGGGAGGUUCCGUAUGCGUUCGCGCUUGCUCCAUACUUCAGCAACAAAAAUAUAAUAUCGCAGGAGUCGCCGUUUUAGAUGUAGUAGAAGGCACAGCAGUAGAAGCGCUGCCUCACAUGCACGCGAUUCUCAACUCUCGACCCGAGGGUUUCGACAGCGUCGAGGAAGCAAUCGAGUGGCACGUCAAUACGGGCCUUAUCCAUAACCCCACUUCUGCCCGUGUCUCAAUUCCAUCUAUUGUUGUUCCCGCCGACUCCCCUCUUACGCCCAGCACGCGCGCAAAUAGCGGGUUCAAAUACAAGUGGCGUACGCCACUCCGGUCGACGGCACCAUACUGGGACAGCUGGUUCCCGUCGCUUUCGUCUUUAUUCCUCGGUCUCCGCUCCGCACGGCUCUUAGUAUUAGCAGGCGCGGAACGCCUUGAUACGACUCUUAUGGUUGGCCAAAUGCAGGGCAAAUUCUGGCUUGAAGUUAUGGCUAGUUCGGGUGUGGGACAUCUUGUCCAUGAGGACGAUCCAACGAAGCUGGCGGAGAUUCUGGCAGAUUUUUGGAAGCGCAAUGAACGUGUUGUGGUUCGAGGGAACGUUAUCAAGAGGGUCGGGGAGGUUUAAAGAGUUUGAUUGGUUGCGCCCUGUUGUUAUAUUGGUUAACCAUUUACUCCGAGAUCAUCAUCAUCAUUAUGCUCGACAAGCUGAAUUGGAAAGCAAGUAGUAGCAGUCUCGGUUCACAAGACCUAAUGGAGCUUUGAAGAUGGAUAGCUGUUAAAACCUGUUUCAUUUAUCUUAGUAUUCUUUAGGAAGACCACGGUCAUCGAAACAAGACAGCCGUUCCUUCUUUAUUCUGAUUCUAUCAGCGCUUUAUUUUCCACAAAGUGGCUUCGAAAACUAGAAGCAAAGAACUAUGACUUAGAAUUCAU
This is a messenger RNA of Suillus paluster, 1504 nucleotides long. Its product is annotated as Alpha/Beta hydrolase protein. Gene Ontology annotation, molecular function: protein methylesterase activity. The transcript has 8 exons. Gene Ontology annotation, biological process: protein demethylation. NCBI's taxonomy places the organism in Eukaryota, Fungi, Basidiomycota, Agaricomycetes, Boletales, Suillaceae. The coding region runs from base 27 to 1199 and encodes 390 amino acids. The record is from RefSeq and is a predicted model, not a curated record.